CGAAAGGGGAAAGAGAAAUUUAUUUCGUCAUUUUAAAAAUCAACGAGGAAAAAAACUCUUUAAACGAUUUCUAUGCCUGAAGAGGAAGUGGUUAACAAGAAGCCAUCUGAGAUUAACAGGUCUUGGUUUCUGAAUCUUUUUCUCUUGUUGUUUUGUCACAUGAAUAUGCGAGCCUCAGUUUCCAUGACGUGAUCAGUAGUAAACAUGUGUUGAAUAUGGAAGCGGUUCAGAUGAGCAAGAAGAGGAAGUUUCAGACAGAUCAAUCAGAGUUAUCACUAUUACCUCUGUCGAAACAUGCUUGUUUUGACAAUGUUGCUUCUUCCGACAGUAUCAAUGGCAGAUCAGAGCUUGAUUCAAAAUAUUCAUCGUCUUGUGUGAACUCGACUGAUAUGGAAUGUGAACAUGAGAUUGAGAUGAAAGAGGAAUCAUCUGGAUCGUGUAGUGAAGACAAGAUGAUCUCUUUCGAAAGCCAUCUUGAUUUCAUCUAUGGCACCCAAAACCUAGAGGAAUUUUCAGACAAAGAUAUUGAAAACAUUCUCUAUCUUGAUGAUGAAGAAGAAGAAGCUAAAGGAUGUAGUAGUGCUGCUAAUUUUGUUCUGUCCUCUGAGAGAUGGACCGUUGACCAAGAUUCUACUCAGCAUGGCAUAAAGAAGCCUACGAUCGAUCAAGAAUUCGAGCAAUACUUCUCAACGCUAAUGCUGUGACAAAAUGAUUUUGGACUCAAAAACAUAAAUGAAGAUGUGUACAGAGAGCUGUUUUGAUUAUGUAGUAUAUUAUCAUUUUGAUUCUUGUCAACAAUAAAACCUUCAUUUCAGAGUGAUUAGAAGAGGGUUUUUGAAAUGUUUGUAACUAGAUACAAUAGUAGGAACAUAAAACACUCUGUACAGGAAUAUAAUCAACCUCGAGUCAAUAUUUUGGGUCCUUU
Messenger RNA from Raphanus sativus (radish), 925 nucleotides. RefSeq names its product protein FAR-RED ELONGATED HYPOCOTYL 1. The record is from RefSeq and is a predicted model, not a curated record. Gene Ontology annotation, biological process: response to red or far red light. Lineage: Eukaryota; Viridiplantae; Streptophyta; Magnoliopsida; Brassicales; Brassicaceae. The transcript is spliced from 3 exons. The coding region runs from base 216 to 704 and encodes 162 amino acids.